Molecule: messenger RNA, 891 nt
Organism: Helianthus annuus (common sunflower)
Lineage: Eukaryota; Viridiplantae; Streptophyta; Magnoliopsida; Asterales; Asteraceae
Exons: 1
Coding region: 1-891 (296 amino acids)
Source: RefSeq, a predicted model, not a curated record
AUGUGGGAUCCUACAUUGUUCACAAAGACUGCUGUCUCAAAAGAUCGUAAUUUUCUCUUGGUUUCCGAGAAUGUCAUCGGUCACUCUACUCCUUUUCACAUCGUCAACGUAUAUGCCACCCAGGGCAACUUGGCCAAAAGAGACCUUUGGCAGAAACCGGUAAACAUCCGUGGCACGAAUCAAGGAUACUGGAUCUUCUUUGGAGAUUUUAACGUUGUGCGGUCGUUCGAUGAUCGAAAAAACUCUGGUUUUUAUCAAGCGGAGGCAAUUGUUUUUAAUGACUUCAUCCAUUCGGCUGACCUUUAUGAAUUUCCUAUGAAAGGAAGAAAGUUCACCUUCUACAAAGUUAAUGGCUCGAACCCUAAACAUAACAAAAUUGACCGCUUCCUUGUUUGUCACAGGUUCUUGGAGGAUUGGUCGGAUGCUUGUCUGCUGGCCCUUCCUCGUUACCUAUCGGGUCAUUCGCCUUUAAUUUUAGCAAUCAAUCCGAUAGACUUCGGGCCAAAACCCUUCAGAUUUUUCAACUCCUGCCUAGACAAGGAUGGUUUCGGGGAGGUAGUCAAGUCGGCUUGCGAUUCUUUUAUUGGAGGUGGUGUGGCGGAUCUAAACUUGUCAAACAAGCUGAAGUUUUUAAAGCAAGCAUUAAAAGUGUGGUUCUCGGAAUCCAAAGCCUGGGAUGAAGAGUUGAAAGAUAAUCUUUGCUCUGAAUUAUUUUCUUUAGAUGCAAUUCUGGAAAAUAGGGAUCUAGCUGAAGAGGAAUCUUGGGUUUAUGCAGAAUGUAAAGCUGCUCUUUUUGAUCUCGACUCUAAUAAAAUUAAGGACAUCAAGCAGCGCUCGUGUGCAAACUGGGCAUCCUUUGGAGACGACAACUGUGACAACUAUGCUCUUUAA